AUUUAGAAAAACUUUUGCUUUGCUUCUUGUUUGCUGUUUCUGUGUGUGGUGUGGAUUUAUUGCGCGCGCGAGAAAUUAUCAUUUACAAAACACACACCGCCAAUACCAUUACAUAAAUCGAUCGUAUGAUCGUUGAAACCAGGAAAAUAGAAAAAUAAAAUAAAACCAGUAGCAACGACAACGACAAACAAAAUCAUAUCAUCAUUUUUUUUGAUAUUGAAAUUCAUUUGAAAUAAUCUGCAGAUUGAUAAGAUUGAAGCAAUCAUUGAAAAGCAAUCAUUCAUAAUCGUGUUCCACAUAUCAUUCUUAGCUUUCAGCAUAAAUUAAUAUCAAAUUAUUGAAUGAUGGCGUUCAUAGUAUUAUCAUUAUUGUUGGUCAUCCAAUCAUCAUCGUCAUUGAUGAUGACCAUUCAAGCCCAUAAAUUACCAUCAUCAUCAUUAUCAUCAAAAUCUAUCUAUAAACCUGUUUAUAAUAAUGAAUCAUUUGCAUCAACAUAUCAAUUAAAAGAUGGUGAAAUUAUUACUAAAUUACAUUGGAAUAAUUAUUCAGCCAUUGAAACUCGUUAUCUUCAUAUUGAUUUAAUACAGCUAACACGUAAUGAACAUGAAAUUAUUCAAUUCUGGUUAACCGAUGGUCAAUUAAUUGAUUGUGAAUAUACAAAUGAUAGUAAAACUAUUGAAAAAUUUUAUGAACAAUUUAAUAAAAUUAAUCCAAAUAUUCGUAAAGAUUCAAAAUCAUUUCAAAUGAUUGAGUAA
Molecule: messenger RNA, 755 nt
Organism: Dermatophagoides pteronyssinus (European house dust mite)
Lineage: Eukaryota; Metazoa; Arthropoda; Arachnida; Sarcoptiformes; Pyroglyphidae
Source: RefSeq, a predicted model, not a curated record